Molecule: messenger RNA, 834 nt
Organism: Solanum verrucosum
Lineage: Eukaryota; Viridiplantae; Streptophyta; Magnoliopsida; Solanales; Solanaceae
Product: expansin-A23-like
Exons: 2
Coding region: 55-834 (259 amino acids)
Biological process (GO): plant-type cell wall organization
Cellular component (GO): extracellular region
Source: RefSeq, a predicted model, not a curated record
AAUCAACCAGCGAGUUGAAACUAGUUUAGAGAAAAAAAAAUUGUUUUAGCUAAAAUGGCCAAACACCAAAGUUUCUUCAUUUUGUUUAUCACAUUUGUUGCUAUUUUUUUAGCAGUAACAUAUGAAAGUAAAGAGGUUGAAGGAAAUUUGGAUGCCCAGGGAUGGAAAAAUGCACGUGCUACAUUUUAUGGUGACAUGGGGGGUAAUGAAACCAUGCAAGGAGCUUGUGGUUAUGGAGACUUAUUCAAGCAAGGGUAUGGCCUGGAAACAGCGGCACUAAGCACAGCACUCUUUAACAACGGAUCUACCUGUGGAGCUUGCUUUCAAAUAAAGUGUGUCAAUGCUCCUAAAGCAUGCCAUCCAGACCAAGUCAUAACUAUAACUGCCACCAAUUUCUGCCCUCCAAAUUACACAAAAACUACAGACGUUUGGUGCAAUCCUCCACAACAACACUUUGAUCUGUCAUUGCCUAUGUUCUUAAAGAUUGCCGAGUACAAAGCAGGGGUUGUCCCUGUUGUUUACAGAAGAGUCACUUGCCACAAAAAAGGAGGUCUCAAGUUUGAGAUCAAAGGGAAUUCUAAUUGGAUUCUUGUUCUUGUUUUCAAUGUGGGAGGUGUUGGAGAUGUUGUCAGUGUCAAAAUUAAAGGAUCUAAGACUGGAUGGACACAGAUGUUGCGGAAUUGGGGACAAAAUUGGCAGAUUUCUCAGCAGUUGGCAGGACAAAGCUUGUCUUUCCAAGUACAAACUAGCGAUGGCAAAUGGGUUCAAUCUGAUAAUGUUGCUCCUGCUAACUGGCGAUUUGGUCAGACAUUUGAAGCGAAGAAUAAUUUUUAG